Messenger RNA from Eubalaena glacialis (North Atlantic right whale), 4457 nucleotides. RefSeq names its product synaptogyrin 1 (gene SYNGR1). The coding region runs from base 60 to 764 and encodes 234 amino acids. Lineage: Eukaryota; Metazoa; Chordata; Mammalia; Artiodactyla; Balaenidae. The record is from RefSeq and is a predicted model, not a curated record. Gene Ontology annotation, cellular component: synaptic vesicle membrane; neuromuscular junction. The transcript is spliced from 4 exons.
GCACGCGCACGGGCUGGCGGCGCGCGCCGAGCGGGGUGCACCGCGCGGGUGCAGCCACGAUGGAAGGUGGUGCGUACGGAGCGGGCAAAGCCGGGGGCGCCUUCGACCCCUACACCCUGGUCCGGCAGCCGCACACCAUCCUGCGCGUCGUGUCCUGGGUGUUCUCCAUCGUGGUGUUCGGCUCCAUCGUGAAUGAGGGCUACCUCAACAGCCCCUCGGAGAGCGAGGAGUUUUGCAUCUACAACCGCAACCCCAAUGCCUGCGGCUACGGCGUGACCGUGGGCGUGCUUGCCUUCCUCACCUGCCUGCUUUACCUGGCCCUGGACGUGUACUUCCCGCAGAUCAGCAGUGUCAAGGACCGUAAGAAGGCCGUCCUGUCUGACAUCGGCGUCUCGGCCUUCUGGGCCUUCCUCUGGUUCGUGGGCUUCUGCUACCUGGCCAACCAGUGGCAGGUCUCCAAGCCCAAGGACAACCCGCUGAACGAAGGGACAGACGCGGCCCGGGCUGCCAUCGCCUUCUCCUUCUUCUCCAUCUUCACGUGGGCGGGCCAGGCUGUGCUGGCCUUCCAGAGGUACCAGAUUGGCGCAGACUCGGCCCUCUUCUCCCAGGACUACAUGGACCCCAGCCAGGACUCCAGCAUGCCUUACGCCCCCUACGUGGAGCCCAGCACCGGGCCAGACCCCGCCGGCAUGGGUGGCACCUACCAGCAGCCGGCCAGCACCUUUGAGCCCGAGCCCCAGGGCUACCAGUCGCAGGGCUACUGAGCCACAGUGACCGCCUGCCCCCCGCCUGCCUAUGACCUGCUCCAGCUGCCCCCUGCUCCCUCCCUUCACACCCAGCCCCCUUCUCCCUCCCAGGCUGCCCUGCCCGGUCCCUCCAGGUGGUUCCACUGAGGUCCAGGGCAGCUCGGGUGGGAUGGGGCAGUGAGGUGUUGGGGGGGUAUCCACAUGUGUGUGCAGGUGUGUCCAGCAGGGCCCUGGGGUGUUUGCAUUCAUUCCUUGUGUCUUCGAGCAUUCGUUGAGCACCUACUGUAUAUCAGGCCUGUGCUUGGCAUGAGUGCUGAAAGACAAAUGGUCCCUGGAAAUGGGGAAGAGGAGAUGUGGAGGAGGCCCUACUGGUACCAGAAGUAGGAAUGGAGAGAAAGCUAGACCGGGAGGAUGCUGGGAAGGUUUGGCUGCAGGGUGUGAGCACCCACAGGACACUGGGGGCUGUCACCUGCUAGGAGUGAUACAACCGCCCUGCUAGGAGUGUUGGCCUGUCUCCAUUUUGUGGCUGAGGAAACUGACGCCUGGAGAAGUCAAGGUCACUCGCCCAGGGUCACUCAGGCAGCCAGUGAUAGAGAUGGGGCCAAGCCCAGGCCCCCUGACUGCAGAGCACCUGCUGUCCCCUGGCCUCCCCACCAUCCCCCCUCCCCGAGCCAGGGGCUCCACCGCUCAGUGCUACCGUCACUCUGGGAGGCCUUGGGGACCUCAGCCCAUGAGACACCCUGAUUCUGCUGCAAGCCAGGGGCCUGCUCUGCCCCGACUGUUCCCCCCAGUGGGACAGCCCUGCCUCCAGGCCCCUCUCCCCACAUCCCGCCAGCCCCUCCCCUGGCCGCCUCCCAGGGCGGGAGAGCAGAGAGGGUGGGCCUGGCUCCCGUGUGCCGCUCCAUGCUGCGCGUAUCCCGCCAGGAGCUCCAGCACGCCUUUGUGGCCUCCCGACGACUGACCACUGUCCCUGCCUCUAGGAGGGGCUCGCGAUGUCCCUGCCUCUAGGAGGGGCUCGCGAUGUCCCUGCCAGGGGCCGAGUGAACAAGGAGGCCUGGAUGGGGAGCACCUCGCCCAAGGUUACAGUGAGUGAGUGGCAGGGCUGGGCUUGCUACCUGGUCUUCUUGGUCCCAGCUACCCAGCAGGUGCCCCAUUCCCUGCCCUUGUGACCUCCCAGGAAACAGAACUGAUCUGGGACACUGUGUCAUCUUUCCUCAUUCGGGGUCAGCCAGGGGCCCAGGGGCUGGGACAGCCAAGCCAAAGCCUUCCAGAAGGCCUGCCAAACGGCUGGUCUCCCUACGGGAAGACAGGGGCUCUAGACCCAGCAAGGCCAGCCUGCAAGCUGCUGCCGUGGGACAAACUAUCCUCAAGAUGAACGGUGAGAGCCCCUGGGGCGUGGAAGGCUCCGGGAGGCCACAGGCUAUCGGGGAGAGGGUGGCAGGUGUCCUCAAAGGCACAGGGAGGGUUGUGGGGGACAGGGAGGGACUCUUACACAACGUGGGCUCUCCACUGAGCCCUAAGGGUUGGGGAGGCCUUGAAGAGGGGAGAGGCGUGGGGAGACCUGGGGCCCAGCGUCCACCAGCCAGUGCCUCGGGAAGCAGGGCACUGGGAUUGCAGGUCAGCACGGUGCUGGGUGUUCCCACCACCAGCCCCCACGAGAACCCUAAGGGGCAGGUAAUAUUUGUUCACUUGCUUGUUGAUUCAGCAGUUAUGGGGCAUCUGUGCUGGGAAUACAGAGGGUGGGGUCCCUGCCCUCAAGGAACUGACAGUCGUCAGAGAUGAGCAUUAAACCGACAGCUGUACCCAGGGUCCAUUACAGGGGUGAGGCGCUAUGCGAGUGCAUGACGGGCUGCGGCUCCCCAGGGAGGGGCCCUGAGGAUGGGCAGCAGUUAGCUUGGCAAUGAGGGACGGAGAGGGAAUUUCCUAGGCAGAGAAGUUGUCUCCACUUAAGGGGAAACUGAGGCUCAGCACGUGAAUUAGCAGUGGAGCAUGGAUCAGGUCUGGUCAAGUCCUCCCAAGGGGCAGCGGUGACAGGAGAGGACCCCAGACAGCCGAGUGACAGCUGAUUGUUGCUGACUUCAAUUUUCCACAUCUGGGGAAGGGGCUCUAUCUAUGGUUCUCUCCCCCCUGGGUGGCCCAAGUGGGGACAGGAUGGGGCUCUGGUAUCUGCCAGGUUGAGCGGUGGAACCGGUACCAGACCAGAGGUUUGCGAAAAAGGUAAGGGUGGGAGUGGGUGUGUUUCUGGCAGAGAGAAGUCCUGUGCCCACAUAGGAUUCUAUGAGAAGUCCUCUCCCUCACCCACUCCCCACCAAACACUUCCCCGGCUGAUGGGCACCAGGAGACCCCAGGGUGCUGCCCAUCUCUUCCCAUGGGCACCGACCAGCUGCUGGUGAUGCUGGGCUAGAGGGCAGUGUACCAUUUAAACUUUACCCGGUCGCUGGGUGUUUAUUACAGACUCUACCUGCCACCCCAGAAUGGGAAAAUUUACAAGGCCCUGCCAGGAGUAGGGGCUGCUGAAUCAUCUCACUCAGCAUUCCCCACUAGUCCUGGGGCGCUGCCCAGACAGGGUCCCGAGGUCAGGCUGUGCUGCGGUGGGGGUGAGAAACAGGAGCAGAGAUUUGGAGGGCGGGAUUUGAUUGAGACCCAGGGCUCCUGACUUCCCUACUGAGUGGUUGGUGGGGAAGCCCUGCUCCUUCUGUUGGCUGAGGACAGCUCCCUGGGGGCCCCAAGCUUAGAGCCUGUGCUCACAGGCCAGCGGUAUCCCCUUUUCCCUCCCUGCUGCCCCCCUCUGCCUCUCCCUUGCUUCCAAGCCCUUCCUUGGAGAAGGGCACCCCUGCAGUCCGACCUUGCUGAGUUUGGGCUCCCUCCUCCCAUCAAGCACAAGAGAGGGCCAAGGAAAACUGGGUUCCACACAAGUUUAGAGCUGCAAGGACACUUAGGGGAGUUAGAGUCUGGGCCAGGAAGACAGUGACUUGUCCAAAGUCAAGCACAGAGCUAGAGGUUCGGGAUCCAGGUCUCCUGCCUCUGAGUUGACACUGAUCCUGCUGCAUCACAGGCACCUGCCUGGGUGCGGCUCCUGGUCCACCUGGGUGUGUAACAACUGAGGGACUGACUCCCAGGGUACUGGUAUCUGCUCCCCACUCCACCCUUCCCUGGUGGUUCUUGAUCUUCCAAGACUGUUGGGGGUCCCAGGCUUCCCCCAUGUAACCAAGAGCCCCCGUGUUACCCCUCGGGAGCCCCCAACCUUGGUCCAAGACCCCUUUGAUUCUCUAAGGAGCACAAAGGGGGAGCACUCCUCCCAAGAGUUUGUGGGAGGAUGGACUUGUCCAUCCGUCUCCCAGCGCUGCCCCUUGAUGUGACACUCGCCAUCCCCUGGUGCCCACAGCCCUUGUCUGGGUGCCCUGGCCCUUCCCGCAGCGUUACUGCCUGUGUAUAGUAUAAAUAUAUAUAUUUUCUAUAUAUAAGAUGUAUAAUAUAAGGCUCCACAAAUGUAUCUCUGUGCGUGUGUGUGUGUGUGUGCAGUGAAUGGCAGUCCCCAUCCUGGGCCCCCACUCUGGACUCCCCCACCACCUGGUUAAGUCUCUCAAGAGUGAAUCCAGUGGCCCCGUGGCACCCUCCUCUAUGACAUCCGUCCAUUUGUGGUGAACCAAGUGAAGGUGGUGACUUCUGGUGACAUAGUAAUAAAGUGAAGACUCCAAACCCACCAGUGGA